AUGAGAGGUGUUCUUGGAUCAUGCACUCAACUUUUCAUAACAGUGGGAAUAUUGCUGGCAUAUGUCUGUGGACAUUACUUUGGCUGGCGAGACCUGGCAUUUAUAGGUGCUGUCCAAGCAGCCCUAGCACUGGUCAUGUCAUGUUUCAUCCCAGAAACACCCCGAUGGUUGCUGGACAGGAACAAGAAGGCUGAAGCCAUCCAGGCCUUGAAGGUUCUACGUGAUUCGCAUAUGGAUGUCCAGGAGGAAUGCCGAGACAUUGAAGAAGGCCUUGAUCCACAAGAGGAGUUUGCUUGGUCGGAAUUUCUGCAGAAACCGGAACUAUCCACACCCCUCUUUAUUGCACUUACACUUUCUGUAUUCCAACAGCUUAGCAGAGUUUCUGCGGUCACAUUCUAUACUGUGUCAAUAUUUGAAUCUGCAAUUCCAGAUCUUGCCCAUGGUGCUACCGUGGCUGUUGGUGCUGUCCAAGUGGUAGCUACAUUUGCUGCCUGUCUCCUGAUGGAUCGAGCUGGACGAAGGAAACUGUUGAUCAUCGCUGGAUUAAUUAUGUCAGCAACUCUCUUCAUAUUUGGGCUUUACUACAGGCUGCUAGCCAGCAAUUCCUUGAACAAUACCAUGAAAACCUGGCUUCCUGUCUGCUCACUCAUGAUCUAUAUUGUCGGAUUUUCUUUGGGAUGGGGACCGAUUCCUAUGCUUGUCAUGUCUGAAAUACUUCCUUUUCGUGCAAGAGGAACAUCCAGUUCAAUUGUAAUCCUUGGUAACAACUUGGUGGCUUUUGUGGUGACUAAAGAACUCAUGACGAUGCAAAGGGUUCUUUGACCAGAUGGAACCUUCUUUCUGUUUGCGCUCUUUUGUCUGAUGUCUGUAAUGUUUGUCUGGAAAUACCUUCCCGAAACCAAAGGAAAGCCCUUGGAAAAAAUCGAACAUUACUUUAUGUAA
Molecule: messenger RNA, 942 nt
Organism: Haliotis rubra (blacklip abalone)
Lineage: Eukaryota; Metazoa; Mollusca; Gastropoda; Lepetellida; Haliotidae
Product: solute carrier family 2, facilitated glucose transporter member 8-like
Exons: 1
Biological process (GO): transmembrane transport
Cellular component (GO): membrane
Molecular function (GO): transmembrane transporter activity
Source: RefSeq, a predicted model, not a curated record